Molecule: messenger RNA, 830 nt
Organism: Gaeumannomyces tritici R3-111a-1
Lineage: Eukaryota; Fungi; Ascomycota; Sordariomycetes; Magnaporthales; Magnaporthaceae
Exons: 2
Coding region: 91-693 (200 amino acids)
Molecular function (GO): protein binding
Source: RefSeq, a predicted model, not a curated record
CAGUGGAGUUUGGAGCGUCCCUCACUCAUCGCUCACAUCGCGCAGUGAAGAAAAUUUCACAGGCCGCGAUCUUAGUCAAGAAAAAAAGCCAUGGCUCCAAAGCUGAGCGAGGAGGAGAUUGAUGAUCUCAUCUACUUUGCACGGGCCGGCGAAGGCGCAGACCUGACGGAGCUGCUCUCGACAAUAGCGGCCAGGGAGGGCGUCUCGGCGGGGGAGGUGCUCGUGCUCGCCAAGGAUGAGGGCAAGUCGACGUGCCUGCACAUGGCAACGGGCAACGGCCAUCUAGAUAUCGUCAAGUCCAUCUGCACGCACCUGGCAUCGCUGCCGAAACCCGAGGACAAAAAGGCGUACCUGGACGCCGGCAACGAGUACGGCAAUACAGGCCUGCACUGGGCGGCCAUGGGUGGGCACCUCGAAGUGGUCAAAACCCUGGUGACCGAGGGCGCGGCGCCGGCGCUGGCUAACGAUAAGAACUACGUUCCGCUCGACCUCGCGGGCCUCAACGACCACAGGGCCGUCGUCGACUACUUCCUGGACCAGGCCAAGGCGCUCGAGGUGGAGGAGGAGGCCGGAGCCGCGGACGGGGCGGCUGCUGCCGUGGGGGCCAUGGAGAUUGGGGACGGGAAGCGCAAGGGAGAGGAGGGUGCUGGCCAGGCGAGUGAGGGUGGCGAUGGGAAAGCAAGUCGGAGUUAGCGCUACGCAAUGCCUGUUGUUAAGGGAUGGCAGAUUCUGGAGAGAACGGAUCUCUUUGAUGCACCAGAUAGGUAUUUCUUUUAUUUGAACUUGAGCUAUUGAGUUUAAUGUUACGAGUAUCGAAACUGAUUAGAGCG